AUGCUUUCCCCUAGCCCAAAACCUCAUCCCGUUAUAAUCGUUGGGGCAGGUCCGGUUGGUCUAAUUACGGCGGUAAACUUGGCAAAACUCAAUGUGCCAGUACUGGUUCUAGAGAGAAACCAUCAAGUCGACCAGUCUCCCCGCGCGGCUGUUUACCAGCCUUGUGCACAGGCGGAGCUGCUCGAGUCUGGCACACUCGACGAUGUCCGGAAGGAGUCUGUUCUCAAUGAUGUCAUGACUUUCUGGAAGAACAAGGAAAGGGUCGCUUCUAUCGCGAAGACUCAAGAUGCUGAUGUAUUCCCUGCCGGACUCAAUUGCCCGCAACCCAAGCUAGCCAAAAUCUUGGUCGACCAUCUCCUCAAUAAAUACAAUGCUGAGAUCAAGUUCUGCCAGAAGGUCAUUCAAAUCGACUCCGACACUGGACAAGAUACAGUCGAAGUCGCGGCUUUAGACACUAAUACAAACCUCGAGAUCAGAUACACGUGCAACUGGCUGGUAGGGGCCGACGGCGCUGGGUCAGCCGUCCGCAGACUCUCCGACAUCACAUUUGACGGCUUCUCUUGGCCCAAGGAAGACUUCGUCGCAACCAACGUACGCUUCGAUUUCAUGAAGCAUGGGUUUUCGACCGCCAACUUUAUCAUGGACCCUGUGCACUGGUCCGUCGUAUGCAUUCUAGACGACGCUGGCCUUUGGCGUUGUGCCUUUGGUGUUAAGGCGGGAAUGACAAACGAUGAGAUUCGGGCCGAGAUCGAUGAGCACUACAAGCACAUUUUCCCAGUCUGGCCUGUCGAAUACGAGCUCGUGGAGCUAAACAAGUACAAGCCUCAUCAGAGAUGUGCCUCGACAUUUAGGAAAGGAAGAGUUUUGCUGGCGGGAGAUGCAGCUCAUAGCAACAACCCUAUUGGAGGACUAGGCUUGACUACAGGCCUCUUGGACGCGGGACCCCUCGGUCGCGCUCUUGGUGCCGUGAUAAACGGUCGAGCACCAGAAGGCCUCCUUGACUACUGGGCGAAUGCGCGUCGCGACAAGUGGCUCACUUUCACGAAUGCCUUCUCCAUUGAGAAUAAGAGAAUGAUCCAGAUGGCCGGAUACAGUGAAGACCCUCUUGGUAUAUGGGCCGAUGACGAAGUCGCCAAAGAACAUAACAUGGAGAAGUGGGUAAGGACGGCAACUCCGGGAAAGAAACAGGAGGACACUCAGUUCUAUGAGUCGCUCGCAGACCUUCAUAACCAGGAUAUGUUCCAUGUGAGGCAAUGGAGCAUUACUCUUGAUCCUCGGUGGAUGGAGGAAUACGAGGAUCCAGAGGUCGUAAAGUACAGAAUUUCCCUUCGGCCAGAUAGACUUUGAGUGUACGUAUACUGGUCCCAUCUGGACACCAAUCGGGGCCUGUGCGACUCGGAGUCACCGGAAUUAGGUUACGAGCUUCUAAAUACUGGCAAAGUGAAAGUAGCUCUCAUAUAACAAGGAUCCGCUUUUUCUUCUCUGAGUAAUGUGGAGUGAGACGAACAACU
Fusarium oxysporum Fo47 is the source of this 1511-nucleotide messenger RNA. Its product is annotated as FAD-dependent oxidoreductase. The record is from RefSeq and is a predicted model, not a curated record. The coding region runs from base 1 to 1347 and encodes 448 amino acids. NCBI's taxonomy places the organism in Eukaryota, Fungi, Ascomycota, Sordariomycetes, Hypocreales, Nectriaceae. The transcript has 2 exons. Gene Ontology annotation, molecular function: FAD binding.